GAGGGGAUGUGUUUUAUUGGAAGGAGAUGAGGGAUUGAGAUUGAGAUUGAGAGAGAAUGGAGGGAGAGAUAAAGAACUUGAUACUAGUAUGGGCAACAACCUUAGUAUGUCUUUUGUACUGUCACAAAAUCAAUACCAAUAAUAAAUUUAUGGCCUUCAUUCCUGUGUUUUGCAUAUUCAUAUACCUCCCAUCAUUACUUACAUCUGUUCACUUCGCAGGUACCAUUUCUUUCUUUAUAACUUGGCUAGCAAACUUUAAAUUACUUUUGUUUGCUUUUCAUAAAGGCCCUCUUUUCAAUUCAUCAAAUAAUAAACCCCUUCCUUUGUCCAAAUUCAUCCUAACAUCUUGUCUACCCAUCAAGAUCUCCUCCUCCUCAUCAUCAUCCCAAAAGGAUGGAAAGAAGAAAUUGAUAAUGAUGAUGAAUUACUCGGUUAAAUUUAUCGUGUUUGUAGCUUUGCUCAAAGUGUAUGAAUACGGCGAUCAAAUUCAUCCGCUAAUUAAAAUGAGUCUGUUUUGUGUUCAUAUAUAUGUGGUUCUAGAUAUGGGUCUAGCAUUUCUUGCAUACAUGGCUCGUUCUGUACUGGGGUUAGAACUCGAACCCCAAUUCAACGAGCCAUAUAUGGCUACCUCCCUACAAGAUUUUUGGGGCAAGAGAUGGAAUCUAAUGGUAACCGGGAUACUACAUCCAACGGUGUACAUUCCCGUGAGAUUAUUUCUUUUAAACAAAAAAUGCACAAGAAACAUGGCCAUGUUACUAGCAGUUAUGGCUACAUUUAUGGUUUCGGGUCUAAUGCACGAAUUAAUAUUUUACUAUAUUGGGACCAGAUUGAAACCACCCACAUGGGAAGUCACGUGCUUCUUCCUGACUCAUGGUGUGUUGCUUUGUGCUGAGUUGGUGUUAAAGAGGAGAUUAUCAUUCCUUCGUAUACCGAGGAUGAUAUCAGGGCCGUUGGCGUUGAGCGUGGUGAUGGUAACCAGCUUUUGGUUAUUUUUUCCACCUUUUUUGAGGUGUGAUACCGAAGUGAGAUCCUGUCAAGAAUUUGUUGCCUUUUUGGAAUUUGUUAUUCGUGGAAGGUUUGUUGCCUCAAGUGAUGUUUCCUGUCCGUAUUUUUCAACCAACUAAUUAUGUAAGGAAAAUAAGAAUGUGCAUUAAAAAGUUAUAUGUUUUAAUAUUAAAAUAUGUUUCGAAUUUUAUGUGAA
This is a messenger RNA of Erigeron canadensis, 1201 nucleotides long. RefSeq names its product probable long-chain-alcohol O-fatty-acyltransferase 1. The transcript has a single exon. NCBI's taxonomy places the organism in Eukaryota, Viridiplantae, Streptophyta, Magnoliopsida, Asterales, Asteraceae. The record is from RefSeq and is a predicted model, not a curated record. Gene Ontology annotation, biological process: lipid metabolic process. Bases 57 to 1124 code for a protein of 355 amino acids.